GACGACCUGUUCCGCUUCAACAACAUGUGAGUGACACGCGCCUAGGGCCAGCCGCUCCUGGUCGGGCCCUGCUUUCCGGCCCCGCCAGCUCCGGCCCCAGCCGCGCCCUCCCGGCCGGACCCCAAGCCCGGGCGGGGACCCGCGAGAACCACCCCCGCCGGCCGACGCGGGCGCCUCCCUGGGGCCACAGGGUCCAGGGACAGGUGGGCCUGGAGUCGACGCACGCCGGCCUUGGCGACCUUGGCCGAGGUGCUCAAACUUUGUCUCUGGACCCUGCGAGCCCGCGGGUUCUGGGGCAGCGCUCGGGCCUCCGCUUGUGGUCGCUGUCAGGAGGCGCUGGGGUGAUGGGGCGAGCUGGGGGCGGGACCUCGAGCCCACGACCUGGGCUCCUCGCCCUGCCCUACUGCUUGCUGGCUCGUGGCCGGGCCGCGCCUCUUCUGGGCAGUGGGCACCGCCGAAGGCCCGGCCGCAGAGGGGGCUUGCGAGGAUCGGAAGCUGGUCAGCAGCUGUUGGUAUGUGCACAUCGUGAAGCCCACCUGGUGGCCGUGGUUAAAUUGUAUCCAAAUGAAAUGACACUGAUCACUGUGUCCCCUGCAGCGGAUGCCGUCUCAGUCAUGUAACUUGGAUCCGCUUACAGAAACUUAUGGGAUUCCUUUCUACCUACAGUACCUCGCCCACUGGCCAGAGUAUUUCAUUGUUGCAGAGGCACCUGGUGGAGAAUUAAUGGGUUAUAUUAUGGGUAAAGCAGAAGGCUCAGUAGCUAGGGAAGAAUGGCACGGGCACGUCACAGCUCUGUCUGUUGCCCCAGAAUUUCGACGCCUUGGUUUGGCUGCUAAACUUAUGGAGUUACUAGAGGAGAUUUCAGAAAGAAAGGGUGGAUUUUUUGUUGAUCUCUUUGUAAGAGUAUCUAACCAAGUUGCAGUUAACAUGUACAAGCAGUUGGGCUACAGUGUAUAUAGGACGGUCAUAGAGUACUAUUCGGCCAGCAACGGGGAGCCUGAUGAGGACGCUUAUGAUAUGAGGAAAGCACUUUCCAGGGAUACUGAGAAGAAAUCCAUCAUACCAUUACCUCAUCCUGUGAGGCCUGAAGACAUUGAAUAACCCUGGGCAGUGGUUCUUAGGCAGAUACUCUGCAUGCUUUAUGGACAAUAUUAUUUUCAUUGGAUGAUUCUGGAGCUCUAUUAGGAGAAAAGUAAUCAUUUUAGGUCUUAAAGACUUCAAGAAAAUACAGGUUAUCAAUUUAUUUUAAAUCUCGUUGUUUCCAGUUAGCAAUAUCAUACCUAUUAAAGCUGUUCACCGUAACAAAAUUCAAUCAAAAAGGCAGCUAGGUCAGAAGGAAACAUACCACUCUCAUGGUUCAUAAUAUCCACUGUAUGUGUGCUAGGGAAAAGACUCGCUCCAGUCUCCUCCUCAGUUCUGGUGCCUGAGAACCACUGCUGCAUAUAUUUGUUUUUAAAUUUUGUAUUGAACUGUUAAUUGAAGCUUUAAAAGCAUAUAUGAAAUGUAUAAAUCUAAGAUGUAUAAUACAUUGUUGACUCUA
Messenger RNA from Symphalangus syndactylus (siamang), 1540 nucleotides. It is a transcript of the gene NAA20, whose product is annotated as N-alpha-acetyltransferase 20, NatB catalytic subunit. Gene Ontology annotation, biological process: N-terminal peptidyl-methionine acetylation. The record is from RefSeq and is a predicted model, not a curated record. Gene Ontology annotation, molecular function: protein-N-terminal amino-acid acetyltransferase activity. Gene Ontology annotation, cellular component: NatB complex. Lineage: Eukaryota; Metazoa; Chordata; Mammalia; Primates; Hylobatidae.